CAAUGGCUGCUGAAAUAUAUAAACAUAAAGCAUAUCCUAGUACCAAAGAGAUAGUCAAGGCUGCUGAGGCUCUGGUGAGCAAACACCCCUGUCUGAAAGAAAAUGGUUCCAAAACGGGGUACGAGGGUUGGAAGAACAGUUUGCACUUCAAAAUGGGCAACUACAGGACAAAACUGAGCAGGGCUGGCAUAAAGGAAGUGGCUAUGAAUGCAGGAAAGCGCAGCAGGUCUAAUCCAGAGGGUGCAGCAUCCAGGGCCAACAUCAAAAGACCCAGAAGAGGGGAAGUCAACUUCCUUCCUAAUUAUCCACUGGGAGAAACUAAGGACACAUUGGAGACCAUGAGGCUUGAGAUGGUGGAGCAGUUCAAGAGGACAUCGAUUGAAAGAGACACGGUUCUCAUCCACCAACUCAUGCAGCGUACCUUUGCACUAAGGCGCGAAGAAAUUGUGAAUUCAGGUCCUCCCAUUGCUGAACUAAAAGACAGAUGGCCUGGACUCUUUUCUGAAGCCCAACUCUACACUGAAUUCCACAGGAUCACCAAUCAAAAUCUGCCACAUUCCUUCUAUGCUGCCCUUGACAAGUACACACCACUGCUGCUAAAGCUCUACAAAAAGAAGAAGACUGGAAGUUUUGCCGAGAAGAUGGAAGAGGUUAUAAUGGCAUAUAAUGUUCAGGACAAGAACAACAUCACUUCAGCUUGA
Molecule: messenger RNA, 701 nt
Organism: Hippoglossus stenolepis (Pacific halibut)
Lineage: Eukaryota; Metazoa; Chordata; Actinopteri; Pleuronectiformes; Pleuronectidae
Exons: 3
Coding region: 3-701 (232 amino acids)
Source: RefSeq, a predicted model, not a curated record